This is a messenger RNA of Erythranthe guttata (spotted monkey flower), 765 nucleotides long. Its product is annotated as Phosphatidylinositol N-acetylglucosaminyltransferase, GPI19/PIG-P subunit. NCBI's taxonomy places the organism in Eukaryota, Viridiplantae, Streptophyta, Magnoliopsida, Lamiales, Phrymaceae. The record is from RefSeq and is a predicted model, not a curated record.
AACACCACUCACUGAAAGAGUCGCGUUCAACUCGAAGUAAAGUUGUAGAAUGCGUUUCUUCACCUCUCUCGUACACUGCUCGUAACCUGUUCGACGUAAUGCCCAAACGAAAUAACAAAAAUUGAAUUCCACCGGUAGACGAGAGAGAGAGAAUCAAGAUGGAAGAGCGUUGUUCCGUGAACAGCCCACGAAGGAUACUGAGCUUCUCAAGGAAUCGAAGGGCAAAAGUGUCAUUUCCCGACGCCGACCACCGAUCUCCGACCGGAUUCGGCGAUCAAGGACCCAAACUUUCAGAGGUUUAUGGGUUUGUCGGAUCCAUUACCACUGUUGUUUCCACAGUUGUUUUCAUUAUAUGGGCAUACAUUCCGGACCGUUGGUUGCAUUCUGUAGGGAUAUAUUACUACCCGAGCAGGUAUUGGGCGUUGGCCAUGCCUACUUAUUUAAUGAUGAUAAUUGUGGUGGCGAUUGGAUUUUAUAUCGGCAUGAAUUUUAUGGCGACUCCUCCUCCUACCUCAUUGAACUCGAUUUUUGAUGAAUUCAGUCGAGAACCGGUGAGUGGAAUUUCGACAACAGAUGAUGAUGAUGAUGAUCAGCCUAUUGAGCCUAUAUCUGAUAUUGGCAUUAGCCAUAUUAAUGAAAUUAUGUUUAAUAAAUUUAAAUGACAAAAGGUAGAGUAACAAAUAUACAUUUCUUCAAGUAUUCGAGUUUUUACGAGGCAAGAAUUGGAUCGACGCUGAAGGUCAGAUUCUUAAAUUCUCUACUGCA